AUGGACGCUCGAGAAGAAGAACUAAAAUGUCCUGUUUGUGUAGAGCCUUUCACAGAUCCUGUACGCCUUCCAUGUGGGCACAACUUCUGUCAAACCUGCAUCCAAGUGGUCUGGAACAUGGAUGACCCAGAAACAUCUAGAGAAGGGCCACUGUUCUGCCCGGAAUGUCAAAUCCUCCUUCCUCCUGACCUUGAGCUUGAGAUCAGCGCAGAUCUUCAAAGGAAAGUUCAGGAUGCCUUUGCAAGAGCACCUCUGCUGGAAGAAUCAUCUCAAAUGUCACCUUCUAUUAUCACGUGUGAUCAGUGCAUUGGGAAGACUGAGGUGGCUGUGAAGAGCUGCCUCACCUGCGAUGCCUCUCUGUGCUCUGCUCACACCCUCCUGCACCAGCAGAGAGAGGCUUUAAGAUGGCACUCUCUCAUCGAAGUAACUGAAGACUUGAUUUCCUUUAAGUGUAAGGAGCAUGGGGAGGAGCUGAAACUCUUCUGUCAGGAGGACCAGAUUGCUGUGUGUUGUCUGUGCAUUGCAGUUGGUUCUCACAAAAACCAUCAAGCUGUUACGCUGCAAGAGGCAUGCACAGAGUUCAAGAAGGUGUUGAAGACCAACAAAUCACUUCUUCUACAAAGGAAGCAUUUAGCCAAGUCUGCUUUGCAAGAUUUGGAGCCAUUAUUUUCAGAGGUGUUGAAAAAUGCAGAAGCAUAUAGAGUCAGAAUAGUUGAGAAAUACAGCCAGAUAAAAGCCCACAUCGAGGAGGAUCAGAAGCUGAUGUUGGCCAUUCUGGAAACAGAAGAGAUUUACACCAACAAGUGGCUGAGAUGGAGGAGUGAGUCACUAAAGUGUCAUGUUAAAGAGAUUAAUGCUGUCCUAAAAUCAAGCCAAACUCUCCUCGAGGCAGAGAAUGAUGUCAGAUUUCUCCAGCAUUUCAAAAAACAUGGAAUAGGGUCUCAGAGCAAUAAGUUUGGACCCAGAAACAGCACACCCUGAGUUGGAGGUGUCAGCAGACAGGCUGGAGGUACACUGGAGUAAGAAACCAACCCCAGAGAGGAAACGGAAAACAAACAUCAGCUCUCAGUACAGUGUCCGGGCCAAGGAGAGAUUCUGCAGCGGCUCCCAUUAC
Cyprinus carpio (common carp) is the source of this 1114-nucleotide messenger RNA. RefSeq names its product E3 ubiquitin/ISG15 ligase TRIM25-like. Gene Ontology annotation, molecular function: zinc ion binding. The record is from RefSeq and is a predicted model, not a curated record. The transcript is spliced from 5 exons. NCBI's taxonomy places the organism in Eukaryota, Metazoa, Chordata, Actinopteri, Cypriniformes, Cyprinidae. The coding region runs from base 1 to 981 and encodes 326 amino acids.